Messenger RNA from Dovyalis caffra, 816 nucleotides. NCBI's taxonomy places the organism in Eukaryota, Viridiplantae, Streptophyta, Magnoliopsida, Malpighiales, Salicaceae. The record is from the annotation of a GenBank genome assembly.
AUGGUAGUGAGGAAUAUAGAUGCUGGUAGGAAUGUUAGAGAAGCAAUAUUGAAGGAAAUCCCCAAUGCUCAGAUUGAGGGGUUCCGUCAUCUCCUUCCAAGCUUUCUCAAGAUAACAUUUGAGUUGUUAUUUGCAACCAACCAUAAAGGUGAUAAUUUCCAAUUCUAUCAGUUGCUUUUUUUCCAUGGACAAUCAAAGCUUGUUAACCUAUUACACCCCAACGAGCUCGCAAGGCGCCUGGAGGGGGCAACAACUACAUGUUACGUUGCAUUGCAUCCACAAGUGAAGGGGAUAAGUGGAAAAUAUUUUAUGGACAACAAUAUGGCAGAACCAAGCUCUCAGGCUGAAGACGCAGAAUUGGCCAAAAAGCUAUGGGAUUUCACCUUGUGCAUCACCGAAAAAAGUAGCCAGUAUUCUUUCAAGAUAUGUGGGUUCAUAAUCGGCACAGUCUCUCCAAUCCGAAAGCUGAUGAUCUGCGAUAGUGCUCCUCUUCGCAUGAUUGAUAGUUCUGCAUCUUUGCUGGGCAUACCGAAGUUCUCUGCUGGAGGAUCAGCAAUUCUUAAAGGCAAUGGAGAACCAUGGAAGUUAUACUCCAAUGAAACAUUUUCACCUCCUAAAAGAGAUUCGAGUUCUCCAAGAAUUGCCAAGGAGAAUUCUGGUCCUUCAGCAAAUAUAAACGAAGGAAGCUCUCCCCCAUCUGCAUCGUCUUCAGCUUCAUCUACUGUGUCUUUGAAUCAUGUCAGUUCCGAGAAGAAUCGAAAUGGUUUUGCAAAAUUUUUCUCUCGAGGUAAGAAUGGAAUACAACUAGAAAUUUAG